Molecule: messenger RNA, 1742 nt
Organism: Anarrhichthys ocellatus (wolf-eel)
Lineage: Eukaryota; Metazoa; Chordata; Actinopteri; Perciformes; Anarhichadidae
Gene: arl13a
Product: ADP-ribosylation factor-like 13A
Exons: 10
Coding region: 55-1386 (443 amino acids)
Biological process (GO): receptor localization to non-motile cilium; non-motile cilium assembly
Cellular component (GO): non-motile cilium; ciliary membrane
Molecular function (GO): GTPase activity; GTP binding
Source: RefSeq, a predicted model, not a curated record
UUUGGUAGCAGGAGGAAACAACAUGUUAAUAGAGGCGAGCACCCAAACAAAUGCAUGGACAUAGACUCACUUCUGUACCAGUUCCAGAGAAGAUGGUGGCCGCUGUGCUCACCUUGCUCACCUCAAGUAAACAUGUUCAACCUGAUGACCAACUGCUGCACCUGGGUCUCCAAAAUACAGGAGCCGAUCAGGAAAGUGACCAUUCUGGUGGUUGGUCUUGACAAAGCAGGAAAAACAUCCUCCAUCAGAGGGAUGUUAAGAGUUCCCCAUGGUGCUGAAGCUGGACCCACCCACGGCUGCGUCCGAAGUGAGCUGAGAGUGGAGAACUACCAGGUCACCUUGCUGGAUGUGGGGGGGUCAGCAGAGUCGAGAGGAGCCUGGCGGGAGCUCUAUGGAGAGGCCCAUGGGAUCAUCUUUGUGGUGGACUCCAGUGACAGGCAGAGGAUUAAGGAGGUCAAGGAGGUUCUCGCCGACCUGCUGAAGCAACAGAGAGUGGCGGGAAAACCCAUAUUAGUGUUGGCCAACAAACAAGACAAAAUGAACGCUUUGCUGGGAAGUGAGUUGAUUGAGUUUCUGGUACUGGAGAAGCUGGUCAACCAGAGCCGCUCUCUGUGCCAUAUUGAGCCUUGUUCCGCCUUGAUGGACCUGCGACGCUGGUCGGACAGAAAGAGUCAACGAGGCCUUCGCUGGUUGCUGCGUGCUGUUUGUCUGAAUUACCCCGAGCUGUGCACUCGUGUAGUCCAGGACAGCAAGAGGCCUCUGGAACCAAGAGAGGGGGAAAAGACCUGGAAAACAGAGAAAGUUCGCAGAAAAACCAAGGGGGAACGAAUGAAAUCCAGCAAGUCAGAUCUUCGCCAGGUUCAUCGGCCAAAAGAAAAGGAGAAAAAGACAAAGGGUGAAGGGAAGCUGCAACCCAUUCGAAACAUGCUGCAAAAGGAAACCACUCUCAAAAAGAAGCUGAACACAAAGAAGAAGAAGAAGAAGUCGAAUAAGGAAAAGGUAGGCGAAAAAGAUGAAGGAGAAGCAAAUGAGCAGGAGGAGGAAGAGGAGGGUGAAGGUAACGGAGGAGAGCAUGAAAACUCUGGUCACAGAGAGAAAGCCAGCAGUGCCCUGAUCCCCCCAAAAAAAGGCAAAGUCAAACGCAACACAAAAGUGAAAGAAGAAGCUCUGGACAUGCCAGAAUCACCGGACAAUGACAAGAAGCCGCUCAAAGCUAAAGGGGAAAAGAAGAGGAAGAAAAAAAUAGUGAAAGUAAAAAGGAAGAACAAGAUCAACACAGAGGAGAUGUCUGAAGCUUACGCUCAACCCGUGGACCUGUCUGCAACCUUUGAUCUUUACCGAAAAGCAAUGCUGGCUCUGAAGGAACGUCAGGAUCAGAGACAGUGAGAGCGAAUCCUGAGACCUGAGUGUGAGGAUGUGGCAGCGGCAGUGGGACACGGGCCGCACUGCAAUACUUCAAAGACACACAGAUCCUGUUACGUCUUCAUCACCUAGUUUUUACACUAGAUAUCAGACCUGAUCCCUGAACGUUCGGAGUAAAAUUCCAAUGUGUAGUGAAGGGCAGGUCUGCAUAAUGAUGUGUUAAUAAUAUACAAUUUAAAUAAAAACAUUGUAGAUAAAUAUAUAAAUAACAAUGUAUACAUUUUCAGAAGUAAAAGAUGAAAUUGUGUACCUGGCCAAAAUGUUAAAUUAGUUGUUUUUUUUAUAAUUCUAUGCAGUUGUUAAUUAAUUACUAAUUUUUG